Messenger RNA from Oreochromis aureus, 3163 nucleotides. RefSeq names its product obscurin-like. Gene Ontology annotation, molecular function: transmembrane signaling receptor activity. The record is from RefSeq and is a predicted model, not a curated record. The transcript has 11 exons. Bases 94 to 1317 code for a protein of 407 amino acids. Gene Ontology annotation, biological process: cell surface receptor signaling pathway. Lineage: Eukaryota; Metazoa; Chordata; Actinopteri; Cichliformes; Cichlidae.
UACACAGAUGCAAGCCAAGAAGUUCAAAUUAACAAAACCACCAGUGCUGUUGUAACAGUGCAACCCGACUGGCCCACAUUAUACAGUGGAGAAAUGAUCACUCUAAGCUGUGAGAUCCAAGGAGGAGACACUGAGUGGGAGUAUGAAUGGAGAACUACCAGCUCACAUAAACCAUCAAACCAAAGUGAACUCAGAGUAGAUUCUACUUCUCCAUCUAACACUGGUCACUACAAGUGUAGAGGCAGAAGCAAAAGGGCUCAAGAUCAUAUAACUGAGUGGAGUUUUCCUUUAAAUUUGACAGUAUCACACAAUAAACCCCGUCCUGUCCUCACUGUGUCUCCAUCAUGGCUGAGUCCUGGAGCCUCAGUAACUCUGAACUGUGAGGUUGAACAUCCGUCUGCAGGAUGGAGCUUCUACUGGUAUAAAGCUGUUCCUGAUCUAUCAGAGAAAUCCUCCAGUUAUGAGCUGCUACCUGAUGGCAGUGGGACUGCACAGGACUCCUACAUCAUUCAUGGACAGACACACACAGCAGGAUAUGUGUGCAGAGCUGGAAGAGGAGACCCAGAGUAUCACACUGAUCACAGUCAACCAAAGUUUGUCUGGUCUGCGGAUGUUCAUUCAGCAGCGUCUCUCACAGUGAGUCCUGACAGAGUGCAACACUUCACCUCUGACUCUGUCUCACUGACCUGUGAGGGAAACUUCACUGAGUGGAGAGUGAGCAAGUUUAGUGAAAAAGGCUUUUUUUCACACUGCUGUGACUGCCAGAAACUGAGUGGAUCCUCUUAUAAGAUCCACAGCUUACAGGAGGGUGUUACUGUGUACUGGUGUGAGUCUGGAUCAGGAGAGCUCAGCAAUGCAGUCAACAUCACUGUACGAGGCUUUGGAUCUAAAAUCGGUUCAUUUAUUGUUCCAUUCAUCAUCGGACUUGUUAGUGGAAUUAUCCUCGUGCUGCUGCUGCUGUGUUGCUGCAGAAAGAUAAAGGAUCUUUGUUGUAACAGUCUCACUCAGUCUCAGAGCACCAAUCAAAACUCUGCUGCACAACAAAAAGCCAACAAGAAUGAGGACAACGUUUACUCCUCUCUUCUUCCUGGUGAUUUUCCAGUUUAUGAAAUAAUCAGAUCCUCUGGAAACACUGGAAGUGGUGGACCAGCAGAUAAGCACAGAAAUGUCACAUCUGCACUUGAACUUAAUGUUAUUGAUGAGAAGACUGACUUCAGAAAAUGGAGAAAUGACGACCCAGACGGGAGCUCUGACUACGAGGAUGAUGAUCAUGAGACAGGCUCAGUUUCAGGUUCAGGAAGAGGACGUGGACAUUAACAAAGAAACUUGUGGACAAGAACAUAAAAUAAAUAACUGAACUUUCACCAUGUUUGAUAACAUUUCUGCAAAUGCAUAAAUCACUGAGUUUCAGAUCAUAUUGAAGAAUUAAACUCAGCAUUGAUGGAAGACUGAUGAAACCAUCUACUUUUGUAUUAAAUUCCUAUUUAUGUUGCAGUAACUGUAUAUUAUCCUCCUAAGAACCUUUCAUGACAUGCAUUUUUUAAUAUUGAGUCUUUUAUUGAGAAAGCACGCAGUAUGGCUUUGUACAUUGCUUUUGUUUUCAAAUUUUUAAACUUAUAAUUGGAAAAUUACGAAAAAAUAGGGGAAAAGUAAAUAAAAUAGCCCCACCAUGACUGGAGACGGAGCAAUACUGGAGGAGCAUCUGGGAGAAGGAUGCAACCCAUAACAAUGCUCAAUUGCAAGUGGAUCUAAGAGAAGACCACAGCAACCUCCCUGAACAAGAGCCAGUAAGCAUCACAUUGACAAACAUUCAAAAAAGGAUCUCCAGUAUGAAGAGUUGGACAGCACCAGGCCCUGAUAUGGGUCAUGCCUACUGGCUGAAAGAGCUGACUGCACUCAUUGAGCUCAUGGCCACACAAAUGAACCAGCUGCUAGUAGCUGAUACACACCCAGUCCUGAUCCCCAAAGAUCUCCAGAAGGGACCGGCUCCAUCAACUACCUAUCCUUUCCAACAAUAACCUGCCUCAGUACCACAUGGAAGCUCCUAUCAGGCAUAUGAACAGGCAUGUGGCUCAAUACAUGAGCGGUGCACAGAAAGGAACAGACCGGAAUACAAGAGGAGCAAAACACCACCUCCUGGUAUAUAAAGCAGAUGCAUGUAUAUUCAUUACUCUGAUCUUCCUGCUUUUAUAGGUAACAUAUUUGUCACCGUGGUCUUCAUCCUUGCGGCCCGUAACACAUGUUUAUCUGAUUUGAAAAUAUCAACAGUGUGUGUAGUGUAGAUCAUCUCACCGAAUUGUGCUGUUGGCACAUAUGCAGGAUUACACAUCAACUAAGCAUAACAUUGUAAACAUUCACAGGUAAAUGCAAUAACUCUGAAUAUUUCUUUAUCAUGGCACCUGUUACUGAGUGGAAUGUAUUGGGGGAAAGUGAACAUUUAUUCUCAAAGUUAAGUUUGUGAAGUCCAAACUUAACUAUGGAAAGAACAGUGGUGAAGCAGUGACAGGGUCAUGGACGGCCAAGGCUCACUGAUGCGCAAUUGGACUGAAGGCUAACCUGGGUGGUCUAAUGCAACAGACGAGUUACUGUAGCUCAAGUUAUUGAAAAAGUUCAUGCUGGUUCUGAUAGAAAUGUGUCAGAAUACACAGAGCAUCACAGUUUGUUGAGUAUGGGACGGCAUAGCUGCAGACUGGUCAGGGUUCCCAUGCUGACCUCUGUUCACUACAGAAACCACCACCAACACUCCUGUGAGCAUCAGAACUGGACCACAGAGCAAUGAAUGAAAGUGGGCUGGUUUGAUAAAUCACAUUUUCUUUUACAUUAUGUGGAUAGCCAGGUGCUUGUACGUUGAUUACUUGGGAAACACCAGGCACCAAGAUCCACUAUGGAAAGAAAGCAAGCCGGCGGAGGCAGUGUGAUGUGUUGGGCAAUUUUCUCCUGGGAGACCUUAGGUUCUGCCAUCCAUGGACCUGAUCAAACCCUGAUGGCUGUGGCCUCUUUCAGCAGCACAAUCUGUCCUGUCACAAAGCAAAAACGGUCUAGGAACAGUUUGAGCACAACAACAAGUUUGAGGUGUUGACUUGGCCUCCAAAUUUCCCAGAUCUCAUUCUAAUCGAAACUUGUCUUAAAGUGCAAACACUGAAGGCAGUUGCUUUUCCGAGUU